CCAGCGGGGCCGCAGCGGGCGGCAGGACACCACGAGAUGUUUGCUGUCUGCCCGGCAAACGCCCCGUUCCGGCAGGGCCGGGGAGGGCCAGCGUCGGGCACGGCCAUCCCAGGGGCGGGACAUGGGCCGGACUCCAACUCCAACUUCGUGGGAGAGGUGUGUGACAGCAAUGAGAACUGGAGCCAGCCCGCGCCGGGCUCCCCGCCGGAGGAGGGCUCCAGCCGGAGCGAAAACACCGCAAAUCCGUCUGAUAAUCUGCUGUUAUUAAUGCGGAGACAGAUGGUCCAGGGCCGGCUUAGGGACACCGCCCCGGGCCUGGGCGCCGUGCACCCCGAGCAGGGGGUGCGCAGCCCCCCCGAGGGAGCCGAGGUCAGCGGGGCAGGGGGACAGAGCAGUGCCGAGGAGGCGGCCGGGGGACGUGCCAAAGCCCCGAGCUCCCCUGCAGAGGACAACGGCUACGCCAGCAGCUCCCUCAGCAUCGACAGCCCCGACAGCACCUGCAGCACCACCUGGGACCCUCCUGCCUCUGCCCCCCGAGCCAGGAGCCCCCCUGAGGCAGGAGCGGCUGAGCCUGAGCUGGGGACGCUGUUCCCGGUGCUGGCAGAGGCUGUGCAGCACCUGCAGGACAAGGAGCGCUUCAAGGAGCAGGAGAAGGAGAAGCACCACAUCCAGCUGGUGAUGUACCGGCGCCUGGCCCUGCUGCGCUGGAUCCACGGCCUGCAGCAGAAAGUCGUGGACCAGCAGAACCGGCUGCAGGAGAGUUUCGACACCAUCCUGGAUAAUCGCAAGGAGCUCAUCCGCUGCAUGCAGCAGGGCCCAGCCUGCAUCGCUGCUGCAGCUGCCCCUGGCCCCUGAGGAGCCACCAGUGCAGCCCAGCCCAGCCCUCACCCUCUGGAUGGUGUGGCCUUGGCUGGUGGCAUCUCCAUCCUGUGCCAAGUGCUCACCGGGCUCCUGGUGCCCACCCUGCCCUUCCCAUCUCUCUCUGAUGCAGCCAAGAGUCCCCAAGUGCUCAUCUCCAUUAUCCCUCUGCACUGGAAUUUGUUUUGUCCUGUGUCCAGGUCCAGGGUGGCACUGGGCUGGCUCGACCUCAGGACCUUGGGGUUUGCUGAGCCCAAGGUGAGCAGGCUCAUUUUUAAACCUAAUCUAGUCCAUUGUUGAACCUGGCUUAGCCACACCGGUGCCAGGAUUGCUGUGCUGGAGCUGCACUGAGGGCCCCAGGGCAGUGGAGCUUCUAAACCUCCCUGGACGAAGCACUUCCAGCAUGUGCUUCAUCCCCACAUCCCACCUGCACUGGUGUGUCCCUGCAGCCACAGCCCAGCCCCUGGUAAACGUUGCUUGUUGGUGACAGUGAGGUGUCCUGGGCUGUGAGAGAAAGAAGUCAUUCUGAAAAGUGACCUCAGAAUGCUGAAAAGUAAAUUUAAGUCAAGUGAUUCAACACCAAUAUAUGUUUUUAAUGUCAGUGUUAGAGAAAAGUUAAUGUAAGUCUAUGUGUGUGUGCACGUCUGCCUGCUGUGGGCGAUGCUCUCACUCACUGCAUGAUCCCAAAGCUUCUCAUGAACUUGUGGUGUUGGUGUUUAUAUUAAUUUAUCAUUUGAGAGAGAAGAGAAUAUUAUUUUUGAACCUGCAUUUUAUCCAGCAAGAGCUGUAAACAGAACUCAAAGAACAAUUGUCUUAACUAGAGAUGGAAAAGGAGCUGCUGUGUGUUUGCUGUGCUUUGCUGUGUAUCCAUAGGACACAUAUUCCAUUAAAAUGCUGCUGUGGAGGAGCAGCAGUGGGCAGUGAGGGCUCAGCCAGAGGGGUCUGCACUCCCCAUCCUGCCCUGGUUGCCAAGCAAAGCCGAGCACUGAUUCCAUUUCUCAUCUGCAAAGGAGGGUGAGGAGGGAUUCCAGCGCUGCCGUGUUUCUCUCAGCCAAACUGCCAUCAGAGGAGCCACUUCACCAGCACCCCAGGGAGCAGCAGAACUGGGCAGCCUGGUGAGAUGCUGGCACCCACCAUCCACUGUGGAUAAACAACCACGGCCAAGCGCAGCAGUGACCCACGAGCCGAGGGCAGCACCAGCCUCCUCCCACCCCACAUGGGGCACAGCUGGGCUCUGCUCCCCCUGGGGCUGCUGCCACUGGGUGAAGUGAGGAGAUCCACAAAAAUCCUCUUCCAAAAAUGACGUUUUGGUGGCAGAGGGUGCACUCAGCUCAAAGCAACCUGUGCUAGCCCUGGAGGAUUCUGGCAGCUUCCCACAAGGCUCAUGCUGCCCUCACCUCCCUUCUGCUCGCUCGUGUCCAGCGCCUGCCGCCUCUGUCGUAUCGUGAUCGUGGGCAUGUUGCACACCUUAAUAAAAGCCUUGGAGCUGAAG
Messenger RNA from Ficedula albicollis (Collared flycatcher), 2350 nucleotides. It is a transcript of the gene C23H1orf216, whose product is annotated as chromosome 23 open reading frame, human C1orf216. The coding region runs from base 37 to 855 and encodes 272 amino acids. The transcript has 2 exons. NCBI's taxonomy places the organism in Eukaryota, Metazoa, Chordata, Aves, Passeriformes, Muscicapidae. The record is from RefSeq and is a predicted model, not a curated record.